UAAUAUGAGGGACAUGACACAGAGAAGAGAAGACAUGGAGAGAAUCAAAGCUGAGGUGAUCCGACAUGUUAAAAACCAUCUGAACGAGGUGCUGGAUCGAGAGCUCACAGACUCGUUACAGUCUCUCUCCCAAAACACACACACUCACACCGAUGAAAAAGAAGCUGCAGCAACAGGUGAGAGAUUCUGUGAUACACAAACUGGAACAGGGAAGGUGUUUGUGGCCAGAUGGUCCCUGCUUGAUGAGCUGUUUGAGAUCAGUCACAUCCGGACGAUCUAUCACAUGUUCAUCGCGGCUCUCUGCCUGUUCGGCAUGAGCACUUUAGCAGUGGACUACGUCGACAAGGGCAGGCUGGUUCUGGACUUUGACUUGUUUGUUUACGCAUUCGGUCAGUUGAGUACGGUCACAUGGGCAUGGCUCCUGAUGUUCAUUUACACGCUCCUCGGGCCGUACCAUGUUGUGAGUGUUUGGGGUGGACUGUACCACAGCGCUGGAGUGCGCUGGAGGGCGUCUGCAUCGGUGGCGUCUGCACUAAUGCUGUGUGCCACGCAGCUGAGCAUGCUGGGAAUAUUUCCAGUGUAUGUAGUUCUGCAUUUCCAGCUCCCCCCGGCAUCACGAUUCAUCAUCAUAUUAGAACAGAUCAGAUUUGUGAUGAAGAGCUACUCAUUUAUCCGUGAAACGAUUCCCGCCAUUCUCAAUAACACACCACUGAACGGUGAACCGCUGCGUUAUCCGUCUCUCUCCAGCUAUCUGUACUUCCUGUUUUGCCCAACACUGAUCUAUCGUGAGGUGUAUCCACGAAACCCGAACGUCAGAUGGAACUACGUUGGCAUGAACUUUCUAAAGAUCUUGGGCAGUUUGUUCUAUCUGUACUUCAUCCUGGUGCGAUUGUGCAUCCCUGUGUUUAUGAACAAGAGCAACCAGCCGUUCAGCACACGCACACUCAUACUGGCGCUCUUCCAUGCUGUUUUUCCAGGUAUGCUGAUGUUAAUGUUGGGCUUUUACGCAUUUCUUCACUGUUGGCUCAACGCUUUCGCGGAGAUGCUGCGGUUUGCCGAUCGGAUGUUUUAUAAAGAUUGGUGGAACUCGACCUCUUUCGCUAAUUACUACCGCACGUGGAACGUCGUCGUGCACGACUGGCUUUUUUACUACGGAUACCGAGACUUCCUGAGGCUGUCGGGACAGAAGUUUCGUUCAGUGGCCACACUGUCAGUAUUCGCCGUGUCCGCAUUGGCUCAUGAAUACGCCUUCACUUUGGGCUUUGGAUUCUUCUACCCAGUGAUGUUCUGCACAUUCGCCGGUAUCGGUGUGGUGUUCAACUUUGCCAUGAACGACAAACGGAAGAGUCUGUGGAACAUCAUCAUGUGGACAUGUUUGUUCAUCGGUCAGGGCAUUCACGCUUGUCUCUACUGUCUGGAGUGGCACGCACAGAUACAGUGCCCACGCGACCGGACAAGCUUCCGGGAGCUGGUGAUACCGAGAUCCUGGACGUGUAUUUACCAGUGA
Messenger RNA from Xyrauchen texanus (razorback sucker), 1507 nucleotides. Its product is annotated as sterol O-acyltransferase 2-like. Gene Ontology annotation, molecular function: cholesterol O-acyltransferase activity; fatty-acyl-CoA binding; cholesterol binding. The record is from RefSeq and is a predicted model, not a curated record. Gene Ontology annotation, cellular component: endoplasmic reticulum membrane. Lineage: Eukaryota; Metazoa; Chordata; Actinopteri; Cypriniformes; Catostomidae. Gene Ontology annotation, biological process: cholesterol efflux; cholesterol metabolic process.